Messenger RNA from Serinus canaria (Common canary), 2353 nucleotides. It is a transcript of the gene PTDSS2, whose product is annotated as phosphatidylserine synthase 2. The record is from RefSeq and is a predicted model, not a curated record. The transcript has 12 exons. Gene Ontology annotation, biological process: phosphatidylserine biosynthetic process. Gene Ontology annotation, molecular function: L-serine-phosphatidylethanolamine phosphatidyltransferase activity. NCBI's taxonomy places the organism in Eukaryota, Metazoa, Chordata, Aves, Passeriformes, Fringillidae. Bases 151 to 1599 code for a protein of 482 amino acids.
CGCGCCGGCGCGGGGUCGCGCGCACGCCGCGUCACGCCUCCCGCCGCGCGGCCCCGCCCGCCCCUCCCGCCGCGGCCCCGGCCCGCGUCCCCCGGGGCGUCUGUCGCCACCCCCGGUGCGCCCCCGCCGGUGCCCGUCCCCCCCGCCGCCAUGAGGCGCGGCGAGCGGCGGGCGCACGGCGGGAACGUGGGCAAGGCCGCGCUGGAGGAGCAGCAGCCGCCGCCGCCCCCCGCACAGCCCAACGGCGGCGCCCCCGGGGCCGAGCGGGACGGCGCCGGACCCCGCCGCAGCACCGAGUCCGAGGUGUACGACGACGGCACCAACACGUUCUUCUGGAGAGCUCAUACCCUGACAGUCCUGUUCAUCCUCACGUGUGCACUGGGCUACGUUACCCUGCUGGAAGAGACUCCCCAGGACACAGCCUACAACACAAAGAGAGGAAUCGUCGCCAGUAUUUUGGUUUUCUUGUGUUUUGGGGUGACACAAGCUAAAGAUGGACCAUUCUCAAGACCUCACCCAGCUUACUGGAGGUUUUGGCUGUGUGUCAGCGUGGUCUAUGAGCUCUUCCUCAUCUUCAUCCUCUUCCAGACCGUGCAGGACGGGAGGCAGUUCAUGAAGUACAUCGACCCCCACUUAGGGGUUCCUCUGCCUGAGAGAGACUACGGGGGCAACUGCCUGAUUUAUGACCCUGGCAAUGGAACUGAUCCCUUCCACAACAUCUGGGACAAGCUGGAUGGAUUUGUUCCUGCUCACUUUUUUGGGUGGUACCUGAAGACUCUGAUGAUUCGAGACUGGUGGAUGUGCAUGAUCAUCAGUGUCAUGUUUGAGUUCCUGGAGUACAGCCUGGAGCACCAGCUCCCAAACUUCAGUGAAUGCUGGUGGGAUCACUGGAUAAUGGAUGUGAUCUUAUGUAACGGGUUAGGAAUUUACUGUGGGAUGAAGACCCUGUCCUGGCUUUCCUUGAAAACCUACAAGUGGCAAGGGCUCUGGAACAUUCCAACCUACAAAGGCAAGAUGAAGAGGAUCGUGUUCCAGUUCACGCCCUACAGCUGGGUGAAGUUCGAGUGGAAGCCGGCCUCCAGCCUGCGCAGGUGGCUCGCUGUCUGUGGCAUCAUCUUCGUGUUUUUAUUGGCAGAGCUGAACACAUUUUACCUGAAGUUUGUGCUGUGGAUGCCCCCUGAACACUACUUGGUGCUGCUACGCCUGGUGUUUUUUGUCAACGUGGGAGGAGUGGCCAUGAGGGAGAUCUACGACUUCAUGGACGACCCGAAGUUCCACAAGAAGCUGGGCCAGCAGGCCUGGCUGGUUGCUGCUAUUACUGCCACGGAGUUCCUGAUCGUCGUCAAGUACGAUCCCUACACGCUCACCCUCUCCCUGCCCUUCUACAUCACCCAGUGCUGGAUCCUGGGGAUUAUCCUGGUGCUCACCUGGACAGCCUGGCGCUUCUUCAUCCGGGACAUCACCCUGCGGUACAAGGAGAUCCGGCGGCAGAAGCAGGAGCACAGGCACGAGAAGGACAAAUGCCUGAGCAACGGGGAUGGACACUCAGCCCUGCUGGAGGAGCCCAACGGGAGCAAGCUCCGGGAGAGGAAGCUCUGAGCACGGACACGGGGCUGCCAGGAACUCGUGGUGCCCGAGGGGGCCUGGUGCACAGUCCUAACCUUAUCCUACCUAACUCCUCAUUGUCCUUGUUAGUGUUCCAGCGUGUGGGAAUCCUCACGGGGAGGAUGGCACUGACACAGCCCCCCUCUGUCCUCGUGUCACCGGGGCAGGGCCAGAGGAAGUCUGUGUGGAGGGAGGUCAGUGCUGACCCCGCACACCGGGUGCUGCGCGUCUGCCUCGGAACCAGGUGUGGAGAUGGGGCUCAGAGCAUGGCACACAGGGAUCUGCUGCUCCAUUCCCAGGGAACCGAGAGCUCCGUGGGGCGUUUGGGCAUUAGGAACACUUGUUUUGGAGUGUACAGAGACCAGGCACGGGAAAUGAAUUGUGCUCUUCCUGCUGGACCUACCUGGAGCUGCGGAGGAGGCUUGGGAGAGGCGCUCGGCGAGGUGACCGCGGGUACACGGGGACGUGUGGCUGAGCUGCAUUCCUUGCACAGGAUGUACCACACUGCACUGCUGUUCCAGCCCCUCCACGGGGCAUCCCUCUGACUUCUGAUGUCCUGGAGCGGCCUGCGGCACGUGGGUGGUGUGUCCCAGCUCUGGGGAGACUGACAACUUCUCCUUAGCUCUUAUUUUUAAUUUCUCUUUUAGUCUUGGUCAUCUCUUAAAUGUAAGGGAAGGUGAAGUGAGAAAGGUCAACCUGCCUUUGCUCUGCGGAGUAAAAUGUGUCACAAGCAGAAACUGGGAGUGUC